UUUUUCUUUUGUUUGUUUGGUUGGUAUUGAAUUAAAGUUGAGACUUUGUGAUAGUUUAGUUCUUGUUUUUUGGGAAUUCUCACAUGAUAAAGUUGACUGAUUUCUACUGUAAUUUAGUUCAUUAAGCUGAUGAUCAUUGGUUUUUGAUGUGUGAUUAUGCAUUUUUUUUCCUUGGCUUUGAUGUUUUGUUUACAUAAGAUAUUGUGUUCCUGUAAAGAUAGGAUCUUUCUACCUUUACGGUACGGGUAAGGUCCGCGUAGACCGCACUAAAGUGGUUAUGCUGUUGUUGUUGAAAAGAUUGAAUCUUUGUUCAUAUUGUUCCUUUCUUGUUAUUUCAAGAGCUUGAUCAUUACAAAUGCUUACACCCCAAACUUGUAAUCGAUUCGUCCCCUAAUAGUGUGUUGUAUUUGUUCUUAUUACGUUGAUAUUGGGCCAUCGAAUUGCACGAUAUUAAUUCGACUUUUAAUGGUGUGAUGGACCCCUUUGUGCUUGAAAUCUCUAUGUACUCUAUCUGAUACUUCUUUUCUUGGUGUAUACUGUAGUUGAGGAUAUGGGUAAUUUUUUUCUUUUGUUUGGUUAGUAUAGAAAUUAAAGUUGAGACCUUGUGAUAGUUUAGUUCUUUUUUUGGGAAUUCUCAGAUGAUGAAGUUGACUGGCUUGUACUGUAAUUUAGUUCGUUAAGGUGAUGAUCGUUGGUUUUUGAUGUGUGAUUAUUUGUUGGCUUUGAUGUUUUGUUUUACAUAACAUUUUGUGUUCUUGAAAGGAUGGAAUCUUUCUACCUCUAAGGUAGGGGUAACGUUUCCAUACAGUCUACCCUCUCCAGACUCCACUUUACGGGACUACAGUAAUUAUUUUUUUGUUGUUAAAAGAUUGAAUCUUUGUUCAUAUUGUCCCUUUGUUGUAAUUGUAAGAGCUUGAUCAUUACAAAUGAUUUGCUGUCCGUUUUGCUUCUUAAUUUUGUACGACCUAGUUCUUUUUUUUCCUACUCAAAACCCAACUUGUAAUCUAAUCAUCCCUUAAUAGUGUGUAGUAUUUGUUCUUAUUAGUUUGAUAUUGGGCCAUCGACUUGCAUGAUAUUAAUUCAAUUUUUAGUAGUGUGGUGUACCCCUUUUGUGCUUGAAAUCUCUCUGUACUCUAUCUGCUAAAGGUGUUAUAGAUUGGUUACUUGUUUAGUGGUUUAUAAUGGAUCAGUCUGAGAAGUUUACAGCUUUCUAUUGUACUUAGAUACCAUAAUAGUCGAUAUUGAUUUGUCUUGUGUUUCUAAGAAAUUUCCCUCAAGGAUUUUAAGAUGAUACCAUAACUUUAAAAAUUGUCUGUAACUUUUGCCUUUUGAAGAUUUUCGAGGAAGCUGAAUUAAGCUGCGUUGGGAUUGCUAGUGAUGUGCUUGGCUGCCUAAAUUAAUGUCUCCCGAAUUAUGUGGCAAAAUGCUUAAUCAUGAUGUUUAUGCAGAGUAUUGCUUUUGGCAGGUGACACUGCUAUUUUGGUUAAAGACAGUGCCUAGUCUUUAAAUGACCAUGAAGUGUUAUCAGGAUGUAGUUUCCUUAUUGAUUCAUAGACUUGCAUGAUAUUAAUUCAAUUUUUAGUAGUGUGGUGUACCCCUUUUGUGCUUGAAAUCUCUCUGUACUCUAUCUGCUAAUGGUGUUAUAGAUUGGUUACUUGUUUAGUGGUUUCUAAUUGAUAAGUCUGAGAAGUUUACAGCUUUCUAUUUAGAUAUCAAGGUAGUCGAUAUUGAUUUGUCUUGUGUUGCUAAGAAAUUACCCUUAAGGAUUUUAAGAUAAUACCAUAACUUUUAAAAUUGUCUGUAACUUUUGCCUUUUGUAGAUUUCCGAGGAAGCUGAAUUAAGCUGCAUUGGGGUUUCUCAGUGAUGUGUUUGGCUGCCUAGAUUUAUGUCUCCCGAGUUAUGUGUCAAAAUGCUUAAUCAUGAUGUUUAUGCAGAUUAUUGCUUUUGGCAGGUGACACUGCUAUUUUGGAUAAAAUCAUUGCCUAGUCUUUAAAUGAUCGUGAAGUGUUAUCAGGAUAUAGUUUCCUGAUUGAUUCAUAGAUUGCACCAAUGGAGAAAUCCAGAAGCAAAAGUUGGGUUGGGAGCAUUUACCACAAGUUUGAGGUUGUGUGUCAGGAGGUCGAUGAAUUUGUAACUAAGGACACAGUUAAGUAUGUCGAGAAUCAGGUGCAAACUGUUGGUGCAAACAUGAAAAAGUUUUACUCUGGUGUGGUGCCAGAUUUUUUUAUCCCAGUGGACAGUCAUGUAAAAAAAGAAGCACAGGCUGUCAAUGAGAAGCCAAAGCACGCCGGUGACACUCAUACUAGUUCAGUGGCCAACACUACGCACAACCCUAUCCAAGAGAAAUCAUGUCAGAAUCAGAAUUCCCUUGAAAGUCAUGCUGCUUCAACUUCAACUGAACUUGAUGGUGUAGCUUCUGAAGAAGCAGAAAUUGAUCUUUCUGUAGGAGAUGAGUGUGCCACUGCGAUUUGUAAGAACUCAUGUAAUGUUUUUAAAGAGAAUAUGACAAGGGAGGAAGCACUGGUAGUUGACAAACCAAGUACUUCGGAAGACAGAGUUUCAUCUGAAUCCUGUUCUGACAAAGAUUCGAAAGAUACCAUGUGCUAUAGCUUUUCAGAUGAUGGUAAGUGUUUUUUUGAUGUAUCAAGCUCUCAGAUUAUACAACAAGAUGAUAUGGUCGGGGAGGAACAACCACUGGCUAAGGGAUCAAGUUCAUUUUUGGAUAAUUUGUCUACAUCACAACUCACGGCCUAUAUUAAUGAAAAUAUGUUUGAUACUUCUCCUGAUGCUAUCAACUGUAUUUCUAAUGUAUCAAGUAGUCAAAUGGUUUUGCAACGGAAUAUCUCUAGGGAGGUGGAACCUGUCACUGAUCAAUCAAUUUCCUUUGGAGAUAUGGCUCUAUCAAAGUCAUUAUCAUUUUCAAUGGAGGAAAGUGAAGGAAAUCCCACCAUGACUAAGUUACAACGUCCAACUUCAGUUUAUGAUACAGAACUUAGGACCUUCCCAGAGGAUGAGAGCAUUUCCAAUGCUUCAAUAACUCUGACGAACUUGCAAGACAAUAUCAUCAGUGAGGAUCGACUUGCAUCCAAGGAAUCAAGUUCUGUCGAAGAUAACAGUUUGCCACUAACCCCAGCAUUUGCAUCUGUUAUACCUCCUUCACGAAAUGAUGCAGGAUUUGGGGCGUCCAUUGCCGCGAGUAAGAGUUUUUUGGGUGAUGUUACUUUUGUAUCUGAAGAGUCUAGUACAACCUUGGCAUUAGAAGAUGCUCCAAGCGCACUUCAGUCAUCUGAACUUGUACUUACUCGUGUUAUGGAGAACAAAAGUAUGGACGUUGACACUGGAAUAUCAAACUGUUCUCUGUUAAAAGAAUCUUCAAGCCUGUCUACUUCCUCAAUUGGAAACUGUAUGCAGGAAGCCGAGUCUGAUUUAAGUAUCUUCACUGGCCACUCAUCUGCCUUGCCUACUUCCUUAGUGAGUGCAAACAAUGUUGUUUCUGCCAAUCCAGUUCCCUCAAGUACUCCGUUGACAGAUUUCAGUGAAGUAAAUGCCUCUAGUUCUCACGAGUUGGUUGGAAAUGGUAGGUCAGUUCAAAAUGACCUCGAGUGUUGUCCAAGCCCUCAGCUGAUAUAUCCUGCAGAAAUAGGAUGUAUGAAUGAUAGCUCCAUUGAUCUUCCGGGCAUGGAAACAAUUGAUCUAACUGAUAAGGAAUUGCCCAAGGAAAGUUGUGCCUUCAUUGACUAUAAAUUACACCAUCUCGUUUCUUCUAGGCCAAGAAAAUAUAAGUCGUACAAGGAAUUGAUACAGGAGGCAUUUGCUCCUCGAAAGAGAAGAAUAAAGGAAUACGAGCAAUUGGCUGUUUUGUAUGCAGACGUGGAUGCUGAAACGAGCCAGCACGUUGAGCUCUCUCAAUUACCUUCUCUUCCUUCACCAUGUUUACACUCAACGGAAUCGUCCACAUGCAACAUCUGUGAACCUGAGUGGGAGCUCCUGUAAAUGAGCCUUUUUUCCUGUGAAAACAACCCCAUGAUAAUAAUUUCUGCUGCAUAAAGGUUUUGGAGACGUGAUCAAAGAGGCCAGCUGGUUUUGAGUAUUAUUUCUUGAUUCUAAGCAAUGUGCCCAAAUUUCUAAUGUCAAUCUAUAUGCAGUGGUUGUUUUGUUCUCCUU
Molecule: messenger RNA, 4165 nt
Organism: Solanum pennellii
Lineage: Eukaryota; Viridiplantae; Streptophyta; Magnoliopsida; Solanales; Solanaceae
Exons: 6
Coding region: 2051-3994 (647 amino acids)
Source: RefSeq, a predicted model, not a curated record